Molecule: messenger RNA, 608 nt
Organism: Trichoderma virens Gv29-8
Lineage: Eukaryota; Fungi; Ascomycota; Sordariomycetes; Hypocreales; Hypocreaceae
Exons: 1
Coding region: 128-358 (76 amino acids)
Source: RefSeq, a predicted model, not a curated record
AAAAAAAGAAGCCGUGACACAAGAGUUGAAAAAUUGACACCGUGGCUAGUUAAUCGGAUUUCCAAAUUCCAUUAUUCAUACACGCCCCCCCUCCCUUGUAGAAAUCCUCAACCCAGUCCCGUGGAUGAUGGAAACACGAUACUGGUAUCUCGGAGUCCAGGGUCUCGGGAUUCCCUUGCGGCAAUGGGAAGAGCGCCCUAUUAGGCUUACAUCCCAUGGCGGGAUUGUCCCAACUUCUUCUCAUUUGACAGGAUCCGAUGCUAUCCAGCCACUGGCAUGCAGGGCGUACAGCAUAUUUGUCAAUCGCACGCUGCAGGGUCCCCCAUGGAAGAUGAUACCGACACCACGGUUCAUGUGAUGGUGUCUGUGUGUGGAGAUUUUGAUUUGCACUCUGCCCUGCCGUUGAUCUGAGUCAAUAUGAGUCCAGAGCCGUAGUCUGCUUGAUUCGAAAACGAGAUGCUAGUGCUAGUGCCAGUAGUCGGCGACCGUUGGGCUAAGCUGACUCUUGUGAACCCCCGUUUAAGGCAUUCCGUGUUGAUGAGAGAGAUUUUUUUUCUUUUGUUCACUAAUACUAGUGGUAAUAGUGUCAAGAGAUGGUGUUGCAAAGG